Symphalangus syndactylus (siamang) is the source of this 1704-nucleotide messenger RNA. RefSeq names its product HOATZ cilia and flagella associated protein (gene HOATZ). Gene Ontology annotation, biological process: cilium assembly. The record is from RefSeq and is a predicted model, not a curated record. NCBI's taxonomy places the organism in Eukaryota, Metazoa, Chordata, Mammalia, Primates, Hylobatidae.
GCGGGGCGGGGGCGGGGCGGGGGGAGGGGAGAGGACGUUUGGAGAAGCGUCCUUAGUUGCCAUGGAAACGGUACCCAGCGAAGAACCUAGCGGCCGAAAGGAGUCCCAGGAAGUUUGCCCCCCGGGAUUACUGGUAUUUGCCGGCUCCUCGGAACAAGAUGUCAACUUGGCUAAGCAGUUCUGGAUCUCGGCGUCGAUGUAUCCCCCUAGCGAAUCUCAGCUGGUGCUGCGCAGAGACAGCAGUCAGCGUCUGCCGGUGGCGCGGCCCGGGAGGAGCAGAGGGUCUGAAAACAGUCACUCCUCGCAGUCUUUUCACCUUGCAAGUAACAAAAAUAGAGACAUCUUUGCCGAAGCCCUAAAGAUACAGGAAUCUGAGGAGAAAGUACAGUAUCUCCAAAAGGCUAAAACAAGAGAAGAGAUUCUCCAACUCUUAAGAAAACAAAGAGAAGAAAGGAUCUCGAAAGAACUGAUUUCCCUUCCGUAUAAACCAAAAGCCAAAGAACACAAAGCAAACCAGACGAUUUGACUUAGCUUCUACAGAUGAAGCAAAACUAGCCCAGUCAAGAGUGACUUAACAAUACCAACUGUGGAUGAAGACUGCUACUUAAAUAGCAUCAAUGGAUAUGUCUGGGUGCCUUAGAUUUCUGCAUGUAUUUUUACAGAACAUUCCUGCUACUACCCAUGUUGACUCACCUAAUAAAACAUUUCACAGCUUGGACAGAUAAUUCUCUUAAUAAUUUAAAUGCUUACUUAAUUCCUUUUGUAAAUUAACUUUGUCCUGCAUCCUGAAGCCUUGAAUUUCAUUCUAUUCUGCUGUGAUUAUCUUCUUACUAUUAAAUUCUUCUAGUUACUUUUUUUUUUUCGAGACAGAGUCUCGCUCUGUCACCUAGUCUGGAGUGCAGUGGCGCGAUCUCAGCUCACUGCAACCUCUGCCAUCCAGGUUCAAGCAAUUCUCCUGCCUCAGCCUCCCGAGUAGCUGGGAUUACAGGCGCCCACCACCAUGCCCAGCUAAUUUUUGUAGUUUUAGUAGAGACAGGGUUUCACCAUCUUGGCCAAGCUGGUCUUGAACUCCUGCUCGUGAUCCACCCGUCUCAGCUUCCCAAAGUGCUGGGAUUACAGGCGUGAGCCACUGUGCCUGGCCGCUAGUUACUCUUUGUACAUUCUUUGGGCAACUAAUCAUGCGUUACUCUGUGCCCAUAUUUUAUAAUUAUUUAACUCUUAUUAUUGCUUUCAUUAUUUAACUUUUCUCGUAUUUUUUGUAUUGUCUGUAACUAUACUGUAAGCUCCAUGAGGAAUUGGGUCACCCAAAGUGCCAGCAUACUGCUUACAUGUUGGACUUCAGAAAAUAUUUAUAACAAAAAGUUUAGUUGAAAAAUAUCAUGUAAUUCAGUGUUAGCCAAUUUAGAAAGCGAUGUUUGCAUACUAUAUAUUAAUUUAUAAACUUUGAAAACUAUUCUAUUAGACACAAUUGUAAAAUAACUCCCCUACAUACACAGACUCCCCCUUACCAUCCCUCCUUCAACAGGUCUUCUUAGUAUAAUCCAGGUCCCCUUCUGUUAGAAAGAAGGAACCGGAAAAUGUGUUCAUAGUAAGGUUUUAGUAGCAAUAUGUUUAUUAUCCAUCCCAGAAUAUUUGCAUUUUAAAAGAAGUCUGAAUAAAUAAAAUAAUGGGUAAACCAAAGAAAUCAAUUACCAAUGAUGAAAU